CGUUAAUAUCAACCGUUAACGUUAAUAUUAACGUUUAACGGGUUACUGUUUACGUUAAUUUCAAAUUAACGGAAAUGGUCCACCCCUAGUGACAAUGCAUGAUGAUGAUAGGAUGCAUUACAACGACAUUUGAUGUUAAUCAACGCAAAAUUCGUUAUCCAGCACGAACAAUUCGUCAGGUCUAUAUUCCACCGAAACGAACAGUCUCAAUACCAGUCAACGUGAACAUAUCGUCAGCCAAAGUUUAAUUCCGGCCAUCUUUUCGAUUGGCGCGACAAUCACCAAUGAUAUUGGUAAACAACAUGGUCGUGGCGAAUCACCAAAAGUCACACAUUUCACUUUACAAUCCGACAAAAUAUUCGUACACGAUAGCUGA
Molecule: messenger RNA, 376 nt
Organism: Adineta ricciae
Lineage: Eukaryota; Metazoa; Rotifera; Eurotatoria; Adinetida; Adinetidae
Source: the annotation of a GenBank genome assembly